AUGAUGGGCGCCAGCGUCGUCGACCACAAUGUCAGCCUCGAGUGCAUCCCGUCGUCGCCGCCCGGCUUGAGCUACUCCAAGAGCUCCAAGAGCUCCUCAUCCGACGAAGAUGAUCUCUCCGACACUGCGCUGACCGACAAGUCGACGCACUUUGCAGACGUCGAGCUCAACGGCGAUUCCGCUGAAGACUGCAAUCUGCCGCCGGACAGCAGACCUACUCUCAAGAGACCGCCGCCGAGGUCUCUGACCGCUACGGGCGACGUGGAUUCGGCCGCACGACGGCGCAGUGGCACAUCGCCGCCUCUGAGGCCGCUGCCCAAUGGCAUGAGGCAGAAGUACCCCAGUCUGCAGGGAGUCGUGAACGGUGCACUCAGAGAUCAGUCGCUCAAUCUGCCCUCUGGACGGAGGAGCAUGCAACGCGCUGCUUCCAGUCCUACCUCGCCCUUCAUGCGCCAACACCCCCACCGCAUUCCCUCGCGAUCGCCCUCGCCGGGCAAGCCGUACGGCCAACAGGCCUUUUCCGCUUCUUCCCAAACUCUCGCCAGUAACAGUUCGGACGCUCUCGCAAAGGAGAAUGGAUCAGUCCCGCGGAGACCAUCGUGGCAGCCUGGCACUGGCAGGAAGACGGCGGAAGAGUUGGAGGCGGAAUACAACGACGAUGACGAAGACGUGCCGGAAGAAGCUAUACUCGAGAACGUCCCCAUUUCGCCCAUGCCUGGUCACUACAAUGGUUUGCGCUCGCCCAGCACUGCUUCUCUGCGCUCCACGACGCCUAGUCCGCAUCGACGCCCUAUCUACGCGAACCUCCACUCCGCCAACAUCCCUAAGCAAGCCAAGCGGCCUCACGCUCGCGCCUCGAACGCUCCUCCAAUGCCACGAUCACCGAAGCAUGUUGGCAGACCAGCGAUCCCACACAGCGCCACUAUCUCGCAUUUUCCUGCAGAGCCCUUCAGCCGGAAGCAUAGGAGCAAGUCCUGGACUGAGGAUCUGAAUGAAGAGGCAAAGCAACUAUCACAAGCUCUCGAAGAGUACGCAGAGCGGACCGAUUCGGAGAAGCGGUCGAGUCUGACGAACACGCCCUCGAGCAGCCCACCACGACCAUCGAUGCCAAAGCAGAGGGCAAAGAGCAGCGCUUAUGAGGUCUCAGUCCAUGGUCUGCCGCCUGUCCAAAAGGGAAACAUCAUGAUUGAUCCGUUGCCAAUAAGCAAGGAGAAAGAAGCUGUUCUGAGCCGGACGCGACCGUCGUGGCUACCGCCGAAGGAUCCCAUUGAGGAAAAGAAGCAUCUGAAGGAGUUCCAGCAGAUGAUGGCACGUGCUGCGGAGGCCGAGAAGAAGCGGCUAUUAAAGGAGCAGGAAAACAAAGAGAACCAGAAAGAGAUGAAGGGCAGUCUGGCGAAGAUCUGGGAGCAGCACGUUCUUCCUAACUGGGAUGCUGUGGUCAAAGAGCCCCGGACUCGAGAGCUUUGGUGGAGAGGUGUUACGCCGAGGAAUCGAGGAGAGGUAUGGCAGAGGGCAAUUGGUAAUGAGCUGGAACUCUCAACGGCCAGUUUCGAGGCUGCUCUGGCGAGGGCCAAUGCGCUGGAGAGAAAAUUCGCGGACCUGCCUGCGGAGGCGAGGGAGAAGAACAAGGAGGCCGCUUGGUUCAAGUCCAUCGCGAGAGACGUCCCUGAUACUUUCCCGGACCUGGGCAUAUACCAACCCGACGGCGGACACCUGCAUCAGUCUCUCACAGAUGUCCUGAAGGCUUUCGCAACGUAUCGCCACGACGUGGGCUACGUUUAUGGAACACAUCUGGUUGCUGGCAUCAUUUGCCUCCUCCUUCCGGCUCCAGAGGCUUUCGUUCUGCUGGCCAACAUGCUGAACCGACCACUCCCUCUGGCCUUCCUUGUUCACGACCAAGCCGCUAUGGCGAGAGCCUAUGACCUCACCCUCCAGACCCUGAAGUACAAGUUCACUCGCUUGCACGACCAUCUGACGAAUGAAUCUGUGGGUCUCAGAGCGGAAGAAUAUCUGGAUCCCCUCUUUCGGUGUCUCUUCUCAUACAACCUUGCCCCGCAGCACGUCAUGAGGAUUCUGGACGUGUUCGUGUUCGAGGGAGACAAGGCCCUGAUCCGCACUGCCGUGGCGGUUCUAGGUCGGCAAGAAAGUAAGCUGUACGGCAGCAGAGAUGAAAUUCUUGACCUGGUCGGAUGGCGGAACGAAAAUCGAUGGGACGUUGGAAGUGAGGAGGAAUUCAUGGCCGCUGUACGUGAGGCUGGAAAGGUUGAGGGGAAGAUGGGCGGGAACGCGUAG
Messenger RNA from Lecanosticta acicola, 2292 nucleotides. The record is from the annotation of a GenBank genome assembly. Lineage: Eukaryota; Fungi; Ascomycota; Dothideomycetes; Mycosphaerellales; Mycosphaerellaceae.